GUUCACUCUUUCUGAUUUUCCCAUUUAUUGCAGCCACUGAAAUCAUAUCUGUAAACAGUGAACACACAUACUUUUUCAAAGGAGAGUCGAACAAUUCCGUGCAAAACUAACCGUCAGUUACUGCCUUCAAACUCCAUACCCUAAAUUUGGCACCUGACAACCAACGAUUGGCGUUUGAAAAACCCAUCCCAGAUGAGUCAAAACUGGUUUUUCUUGAAAUAGCAAAGGAUAAUCUCAUGCAAAAACUCUCUCCCCUGUAUCUCUUUCUCUCCAAUAUUGGAUGUGAGCACCUCUGAGCUCCAGUUUCCGGCGAGUCACCUAUUCUCAGGUACCCGGAAUUCUGCACAAGGAGGAGCUCCACAUCAACCAACAAUGGCGGAGAAGAAAGAGACAAGGCACAAUGAGAAUGAGCAUGAGAAAGCCCAAAAUGGAAAUGAUCAUGCUGAAGAAAAUGGAAGUGGGAAUAAUGAUCAUGAUGAUCAGACCAAAAAUUUGAACACCCACAUACGCCAAGAAACUGAUCAAGAAGAUGAAAGCGCUUAUGCUGCUGAAAUGAAGAGCAAGAAGAAGAAUGAGUUACUGCAGUUCCGUCUCAAGGUCGAGGACGCGAUUAUUGGGAAUUAUCUUCUUGGCAAACCGGUCAGGAAUCCUUCAGCUACGCAAGCAAACUCGAAGACAAAAGAACAGCCAAGAGAUAUUACCAUUUGGGGUGUGCCUUUAUUGCCAAGUAAAGGUCAUGCAGGGACCGAUGUUGUGCUCUUGAAAUUCUUGAGAGCCAGAGAUUUCAAGGUUCAGGACGCUUUUGAGAUGCUCCGUAAGACGCUUCGAUGGCGGAAGGAAUUCAAGAUUGAUGGAAUACUUGAAGAGAAGUUGGGUUCUGACCUCGAAAAUAUUACUUACUUCAAAAGUAGAGACAGGGAGGGCCACCCUUUGUGUUACGUUAUGUAUGGAGCUCUCCAGGACAAGGAAUUGUGCAAGAAAGCGUUUGGGACGGAAGAGAAGUGCAGGAAGUUUCUGAGGUGGAACAUGAAAAACGUGGAGAAGGGAAUCAAGAAGCUGUCCUUCAGCGAUGGAGGCCGUGCGGACUCCAUUUUGUAUAUCGUAGAUUUAAAGAAUUUUCAAGGACCAGGAAUGGAAGAGGUUCGUUCUGUUAACAAGAAAUUCAUGAUGCUGAUUGCAGACUAUUAUCCUGAGAUCAUUCACAAAUUUAUUGUUAUAAACGUACCAUUUUGGUACUAUGCAUCCCAUUUGCUGCUUUUACGGUCCAUGGGUCGGAGAGACAAGAAAAAUUUCAUCUUUGCAAGUACAGCAAGAGUUCCAAAGACCCUUCUCAAGUUUAUAGCCCCAGAAAAUCUUCCAGUCGAAUAUGGUGGCCUCAAGAGAGAGAACGAUGAGGACUUCACUCCUGCAGAGAAGGCUUCAGAGCUUAUAAUUAGAGGAACUUCAAUUACGCAUAUCGAGUUACCAGUCACUGAGGCCGGGGUGACAAUGGUGUGGGAUGUGACUGUAGUCAGAGGGGAUGUGUCCUACAAGGAGGAAUUCAUUCCAAACGAUGAAGGCUCGUACAAUAUCUUGGUCCAAAAUCGAAAGAAAAUGGGAGAGACUGUUAGAAACUCCUUCUACAUCAGUGAACCUGGCAGAAUAGUGAUAACCAUUGACAAUGACACCUUCAAGAAGAAGAGAGUCUUCUACAGAUCUAAAACCAAACCCACGAAUAUCCCUAGCUAUGUACGACUUCUCGAGUAGGAUCUAGCUAGCUUCCAUGCAUCUAUUAUACAUGUCGACAUUAUAUGUUCUUUCUGCGAAGUGGGUUAAUGUAAAUUAAUAGAGGAAUUAAAAAUGUUACUCGAUCUUGGGUUUAUCUCA
Messenger RNA from Juglans regia (Persian walnut), 1866 nucleotides. Its product is annotated as patellin-4-like. Gene Ontology annotation, molecular function: lipid binding. NCBI's taxonomy places the organism in Eukaryota, Viridiplantae, Streptophyta, Magnoliopsida, Fagales, Juglandaceae. The record is from RefSeq and is a predicted model, not a curated record. The transcript is spliced from 4 exons. The coding region runs from base 373 to 1746 and encodes 457 amino acids.